Molecule: messenger RNA, 1286 nt
Organism: Pistacia vera
Lineage: Eukaryota; Viridiplantae; Streptophyta; Magnoliopsida; Sapindales; Anacardiaceae
Product: amino acid transporter AVT1I-like
Exons: 3
Coding region: 29-1243 (404 amino acids)
Cellular component (GO): plasma membrane
Source: RefSeq, a predicted model, not a curated record
AGCACCAAAGAAGAGAAAAAUAAAAAAAAUGGAAAGCCAAAACCAGCUCUCACAACCACGGCAACCGGGCAAAGGCACCACCUUCGUUAGGACUUGUUUCAAUGGACUCAAUGCAUUAGCAGGUGUUGGCAUUCUAUCAAUUCCAUAUGCACUUUCUCAAGGAGGGUGGCUGAGCUUAAUAAUUCUUCUUCUAGUAGCAAUUCUGUGUUGGUAUACAGGGUUACUUCUGCGACGAUGUAUGGAUGCGCAUCCACUCAUCAAAACCUACUCUGAUAUAGGCAAUCUGGCAUUUGGCUAUAAAGGAAGAGCUAUAGUAUCCGUAUUCAUGUAUCUUGAGCUGUAUUUAGUUGCUGUAGAAUUUCUGAUACUAGAAGGUGACAAUUUAGACAAGUUAUUUCCCAACAUGGAAUUCAAAAUUGCUGGCCUCAAAAUUGGAGGAAGACAAGGAUUUGUUCUUCUCACUGCCCUCGUAAUAUUGCCAACAACAUGGUUAAGGAGUUUGGGCAUGCUGGCGUAUGUUUCUGUUGGUGGGGUUCUGGCUUCAACUAUUCUAGCCGCUUGUGUUUUAUGGGUUGGCGCGGUUGAUGGCGUUGGGUUCAAUGAAUUAGGCAUGCUUUUGGAUUUGGGAGGGAUGCCAACUGCUAUAAGCUUGUUUACUUUCUGUUAUUGUGGCCAUGCUGUUUUCCCCACUUUGUACAACUCCAUGAAAGAUAGAAGCCAAUUCUCCAAGGUUUUACUUGUGUGCUUUAUUACAAGUACCAUCAACUAUGGAUCAAUGGCUGUUCUGGGAUACCUUAUGUAUGGACAACAUUUGAAGUCUCAAGUGACAUUAAAUCUUCCUCUAAGAAAGAUUGGUACAAAAGUGGCAAUUUAUACUACUCUAAUUAAUCCCCUCACAAAGUAUGCAAUUAUAAUAACUCCAAUUGCUACAGCUCUUGAGGACACUUCUCUUCUGCGUGGUAGCAGAGCCCUCAGUAUCCUAAUCAGAACGGUAUUGGUUAUAAGCACAGUGAUUGUAGCAUUAACUGUUCCAUUUUUUGGCUACGUAAUGGCAUUCAUUGGGGCUUUCCUCAGUGUCACUGUCUCAAUAUUGCUGCCAUGUCUGUGCUACCUUAGGAUUAAUAAGGGUGCUCAACGUUUUGGAAUGCAAUUGAUAGUAAUUGUGGGAAUAUUAGUCAUUGGGUCAGUUGUUGGUGUAGUGGGCACCUACACUUCAGUGAAACAAAUUGUAAAGCAUCUCUAAAAUUUGAGAGAAUGCACACUCUUAAUAAGAUACAAAAAAAAAA